AUGAAGGUUCCUCCAGGGCCGAAGUACCUACUCAGUCUAAUACCCUUCUUUGCCAAACCAUCUGUGAUCGUCUACUUUUCACUAAGUCUAUUGCGGCAGCAUGUAAAGUUGUCUAUCCCACAAUGGAUGAUCAUCAUGCUGUCCAUAUUUGCACGACCGUGCCUAUUUGUGCUUGAAAACUAUGUUUCAGAGUGGCUCAAUGAACGCGCUGCUGCCCAACAUGGUGCCAAAUUGGCGACACGCUGCCCAGAAUCAUCUCUUUCUCUGGUCACUGAGUUCACGGAAUCAAUUUUGACUGGCUAUCCAGAUGAACCUGGUCAUGUCAAGGCCAUUCUUUCUAGUCAAUUCGAAUCGUUCGAGAAAGGACCUAUGCUAUAUUCGCAGCUCGAAUCAUUCUUUGGCACAGGGGUGUUUAAUGCUGAUGGUGAAAUGUGGAAGUCCGUAUCUUUGCAACUCUUCUUGAACGAAACCAUGUUCACGCCUAUUAUCAGAUUCCAUCGUGCUAUGACAAGACCAUUCUUUACAAAGGACAGGAUCAGUCAUUUUGAUCUAUUUGCGAGGACUUGUGACAUGUCCCUAGCCACAGCAAAGAAUAGGCUUUCAGAAGGAUACUCAAUUGACAUUCAGGAUCUUGUCUCGCGAUUUACCCUUGAUUCAAGCACUGAGUUUCUAUUUGGAGGCUCCGUAGGAUCCAUCCUUGGUGGUCUGCCGUAUCCACCAUCUUCCUCGAGGGAAAAUCCUCCCGAAUUUUACAAUCACCCUUCAACUACAUUUGUCGAUGCUUUUACUAAAGGUAUGGGUUAUACUGCACUACGACUGAUUAGAGGCAACCAAUGGCCUCUCAGCGAGUUUUGGAAGGACGUUGUGGCGCCGUUGCGAGAAAUUAUGGACCAAUUCACAGAACCGCUAAUGCAAGCUGCAUUAAACAAACGGGGGACGUGA
Molecule: messenger RNA, 942 nt
Organism: Psilocybe cubensis
Lineage: Eukaryota; Fungi; Basidiomycota; Agaricomycetes; Agaricales; Agrocybaceae
Exons: 4
Coding region: 1-942 (313 amino acids)
Molecular function (GO): heme binding; monooxygenase activity; iron ion binding
Source: RefSeq, a predicted model, not a curated record